UGUUUCCACGCCACCCGCUGAGGGGAGGGCGGACCCCAGCUUCCCUGCCGCCUGCCCCGCCUCCCCGCCGGCCCGGCUCGGGCCGCGCAGGCGCACCAGGCGCGGUUCGGAGGCCGAGGGCGACCACAGCAGCCUCCGCCUCCUGCUGCUCCGGACGAUUCUGCGCUGGGCUAGUCGGCGGUGACCUGGACUGCGCCCGGCAGUGGCUUCGCGGGCGACGCGUCGCCAUGGGCUCUCGCUGGAGCAGUGAAGAGGAGAGGCAGCCGCUGCUGGGGCCCGGACUCGGGCCUGGGCUGGGGGCCUCCUGGAGAAGCCGGGAGGCAGCGGCGGCGGCACUGCCCGCGGCGGUCCCGGGUCCCGGGCGGGUGUACGGGCGCCGCUGGCUGGUGCUGCUGCUCUUCUCGCUGCUGGCGUUCGUUCAGGGCCUGGUCUGGAACACCUGGGGUCCCAUCCAGAACUCGGCGCGCCAGGCCUACGGCUUCUCCAGCUGGGACAUCGCGCUGCUCGUGCUGUGGGGGCCCAUCGGCUUCCUGCCCUGCUUCGCGUUCAUGUGGCUCCUGGACAAGAGAGGUCUCCGGAUAACUGUGCUCCUGACAUCCUUCCUUAUGGUUUUGGGAACUGGUCUAAGAUGCAUACCUAUAUCAGACUUAAUGCUUAAAAGAAGAUUAAUUCAUGGAGGACAGAUGUUAAAUGGAUUGGCAGGUCCAACUGUAAUGAAUGCAGCACCAUUUCUCUCCACGACGUGGUUUUCUGCAGAUGAAAGGGCCACAGCCACAGCUAUUGCAUCAAUGCUCAGUUAUCUUGGGGGAGCAUGUGCAUUUUUAGCUGGACCACUUGUUGUUCCAGCUCCCAAUGGGACAUCACCUCUUCUUGCUGCAGAGAGCAGCAGGGCGCAUAUUAAAGAUCGCAUAGAGGCUGUGUUAUAUGCAGAAUUUGGAGUUGUCUGCUUAAUAUUUUCUGCAACACUAGCUUAUUUCCCACCCCGACCUCCUCUUCCUCCCAGUGUUGCUGCAGCUAGCCAGCGGCUGAGUUACCGGAGAAGCGUUUGUAGAUUAUUAAGCAAUUUUCGAUUUUUGAUGAUUGCUUUAGCAUAUGCCAUACCACUUGGUGUAUUUGCUGGCUGGUCUGGAGUUCUGGACUUAAUUUUAACACCAGCACAUGUCAGCCAAGUAGAUGCUGGCUGGAUUGGAUUUUGGUCCAUAGUUGGAGGCUGUGUUGUUGGAAUAGCUAUGGCAAGGUUUGCAGAUUUUAUCAGGGGUAUGCUGAAACUAAUUCUUCUCCUCCUGUUUUCUGGAGCUACACUGUCAUCCACGUGGUUCACCCUGACCUGUUUGAACAGCAUCACACACCUACCUUUAACCACAGUGACAUUGUAUGCCUCCUGUAUUCUCCUGGGAGUGUUCUUGAAUAGCAGUGUACCUAUAUUUUUUGAGCUUUUUGUGGAAACUGUCUACCCGGUUCCAGAAGGAAUUACUUGUGGAGUUGUCACUUUUUUAAGUAAUAUGUUUAUGGGAGUACUUUUAUUUUUUCUCACAUUUUAUCAUACAGAGUUGUCUUGGUUCAACUGGUGCCUUCCCGGGUCGUGUUUGCUCAGUCUUCUCCUCAUUCUGUGCUUCAGGGAAUCCUAUGACAGACUCUAUCUUGAUGUGGUUGUCUCCGUUUAAUAGCACAGACUUGAAGGAGUUUAAAAGGAGGCUGGAAAUCAAUACUGCACACUGCACAUUUGCUCGGAAUUGCACAUCUAACAGGAAAAGAGGGAGAAGAAAGAAACUUCAUUCAGAGGUUUUGUUAGGUUACAGAUUAUCACAUUAAUUUAAUUACUACUAGGUAAUAAUAAUGGGAGACUUGAGUGAUAAUAGGGGAUUUUAAAACUCUACAGAUGGCAUACCUGUGCCUGAUUCUGGGGUUGGAAGUGUGACUUCUUACACGUAAAGCACUACCUAAGUAAUUCUCUCUCUGUUUUGUGCCAGUGCUAAACUACUGAUUACUUGUAAUUAUGAAAAGAAAUAAAGGGUGUCUAUCAUAUGAAGAUAACGCCUUCCCUAAGUCACAUAUCAGAAUAGGAAGAUAUGCCACUAACUUCUAAAGAAGUUCAAACCCUGUAUCCAAUUUUAAUGAUAAAAUAGCCAAGAGGUAUAUCGAUGAUAGAAAUUAGCCACGUGUACGCUACGUUUUUUCUAAUAAAGCCAUUUCUUAUAUGA
This is a messenger RNA of Pongo pygmaeus (Bornean orangutan), 2201 nucleotides long. RefSeq names its product solute carrier family 49 member 4 (gene SLC49A4). Lineage: Eukaryota; Metazoa; Chordata; Mammalia; Primates; Hominidae. The record is from RefSeq and is a predicted model, not a curated record. Gene Ontology annotation, cellular component: membrane; intracellular membrane-bounded organelle. The coding region runs from base 228 to 1664 and encodes 478 amino acids. The transcript has 9 exons.